Staurois parvus is the source of this 249-nucleotide messenger RNA. The record is from the annotation of a GenBank genome assembly. Lineage: Eukaryota; Metazoa; Chordata; Amphibia; Anura; Ranidae.
AUGGGAGUAAUCGCCGGGAUCGCAAUCUGUAUCUGUAUGUGUAUGAAGAGCAGCCGAGGAACCCGUGUAGGAGUCGUCCGAGCCACACAUAUCAAUACGAUCAACUCGUACUCAGUUUCUCCGCCACCGUAUAGUUAUGAUUUUGAGAUGGAGUAUCCUAUGGACCUUCCUCCAGCCUACACACCAUCUCCACCAGUGUCUGUACAAUACCCUGCUCCACCUCCUUACCCCGGUUCUCCAGGGAAAUAA